Molecule: messenger RNA, 2490 nt
Organism: Diachasmimorpha longicaudata
Lineage: Eukaryota; Metazoa; Arthropoda; Insecta; Hymenoptera; Braconidae
Product: alkylglycerol monooxygenase-like
Exons: 8
Coding region: 359-1756 (465 amino acids)
Biological process (GO): lipid biosynthetic process
Cellular component (GO): endoplasmic reticulum
Molecular function (GO): iron ion binding; glyceryl-ether monooxygenase activity
Source: RefSeq, a predicted model, not a curated record
AAAAUACACAGCAAAUCCGGAGUACUGCAGCAAUAUAAAUAAUGAAUUGAUCUAGUCGUUUGUUGGGCCUUGAGUUUUCAAACUUCAAUUUCAGUUAAAUUACAUUUCAAUGAAAUUAAACAUUUCAAAUGAUUUUCAUUUUUCGAACCAUUAGUUUAUUUUAAUUGGAAAAUUUUGUUCAGUCGAUCAAUAGCAUCCGUUUGUUAUUUAUAUUGACUAAAUUGGUGAUUAACUUUCUCGAAAAAUUACCAUGAGUUAUAUUGAAGUGAGCAUUUUGUCAGGAGGACUCAGUGGCUCGGCAUCGUCGUGUAUGUACGCACUUGUUUAUCAGCAUUAACGUUCGGGCAAUUGGUGAGUGAUGAAUAAUACAAGCGAAAAAUCGGCUGGAUAUUUUCAACAUCUGAAGCAUAUCGGAAAAUUAUUGUACAUUGUCAAUCCCUAUGAGACGAGUUUUGAAUUUGAAGAACAAGUGCCGGAUUAUCAGACAGAGAUCUGGUCCUCGUUCUUCGUCCUGAUAAUCCUCGAACAGAUAAUUCUUCAUUCAAAAAAUCGAAGUACUUUUCGCUUCAACGAUCACAUUACCUCGCUCUCCAACUGGAUUCUUCCAGAGUCUGGACGGAUAUUCUUUCGCAGUGCUGAAUACUACCUGUACAUUAAGAUUUAUGACAACUAUCGGAUAUGGAGUUUACCAUGGAAUUCCGUGUGGACAUGGUAUUUGACAGCAUUGGCAGUUGAUUUUUGUUACUAUUGGGUACAUCGUGCCAAUCAUGAAAUUCACUUCUUGUGGGCUCAACAUCAAGUACAUCAUAGUAGUGAGGAAUUUAAUCUUGUGGUUGGAUUGCGGCAGUCUGUCUUGCAACAGUGGUGCAGCUUCAUGUUCUACUUACCCCUCGCUGUCUUCAUACCACCGUCUCACUUUAUAGCGCAUCAUCAAUUCAAUCUUAUCUAUCAAUUGUGGAUUCAUACGACGUUAAUUGAUGACCUGGGACCUCUUGAACUUGUGUUUAAUACGCCGAAACAUCAUCGGGUGCAUCAUGGAUGCAAUUUAUACUGCCUCGACAAGAAUUACGGAGGUGUUCUAAUAAUUUGGGAUCGUCUCUUUGGCUCAUUUGCCGUAGAAGAAAGUAAGAACGAAAUAAUCUACGGCCUCGUCGUAAGCCCCCGGACAUUUAAUCCCCUGUAUCUUCAGACAUUUUACACAAAAGCAAUAUUCACAAAGAGUUUGAGUCUGACAAGUCUGGAAAAUAAAUUGGCAUGUUUCUGGAAAGGACCAAGCUGGUUUCCCGGUGCACCGCGACUUGGCCUUGAUGAGUACAAAGUCAACGUCACCUCUAGAAUAAAAUAUAAUCCUCGAAUAUCUGUUUGCCUGAAGAUUUACAUUAUCAUGCAUUUUAUCGUCGUAUUUUAUACGCAUUGUCAGCUUUACGGAGAGAAACAAGACUGCAAUAUCUUCAACCAAAGUACAAUGAUGAUGAACAAUAUAUUUUCAUUGACGACAAUCGGCCUCCUCUUCGACAAGUACAAAUAUGCGGAGGUAAUUGAGCUCGUACGAUGUGUCAUUCAAUUAUACAUAAUCAAAAAUGACUUCAAUGAGCCAAAAAUCACAUCAAAAUUCAUCUUUUUUCUCGUCUACUUCACAUCCUGCUGCCUCUGGAUUUUUAAAAAAAUCAGAGAUGCAACAUUCAUUACUAAUAAAAAACACUUGGUUCAACAUCGAGGCAAAUCGAGAUUCAGAAAGCGAUGUCUGAAUGCCUGAAUGUUUCGUAUCGUUGGUUGUUCUUUGGUUUGUUUUUAGUCACAUUAUGUUAACGUGGUAUGCCUACAUAAGGCCUUGGACUGAUUUCUUAAUUGAAUUUGAGAUUUAAAAAAAGAUGGUUGAAAUAUGAGGCAUAAGAGCAGCCGUACAAUGGAAGAAUUCUAAUCUGCGUGACAUGCUCCCUCAACCGAUUUUACGGAGUCAUUACGGGCUUGCAGUAUUGAUUAAAUGACGUAAUGAGGGAUUGAUGAACUCUUGGAGAAAAGUACGAAGAAAUUUCAUAGAAAAAUCCAACUCAAUGGAUAGAAACAUGUAUUUGUUUUUGAUCAACUUGAUUUUUUAAAAAUUCGUAGAUAAUGGGGCUACUUUUGUUGGUGAAAUUUUAUCAUACGUAUAUAUUUACGUGGCAAAAAUGCAAUUAUAGUCAUCUUCAACUGUAUAAUACUUUAAUUUGCUUAGUUAUAAGGAUAAAAAUGAGUAUGUUUCCAUGGUUCUUAUCCGACCUUUCCUUUCAUAUUCUGCAUCGAAAAGUCAUUAUUCAAAAUUGAAAUUGUUUUACAAAAACGAUGCCAUAAUAUUUUUUUUUCCAAAUACAGCACUGUUACAUUACGUAUAGUACAAAGUGGACAUAUGUCUUUAAAUUGCUUUAUUAUUACCUAAUUAAAAUAUUCAAUAUACAAAUGCAACAUAAUGCGUGUAAAAAAUUGAAACAAUAAAGCAAAAUUUUUUUUUUU